AUUGACAUCAAGUAUUUGUGUAUAUCUAUAUCAAUGACUAGACUCACCUAAAUUUAUUUUUCUAAUUUCUAAACUUUUACAAUUUUACCAUAUAUUUUCUGGUUCGAUUUAUUCCUCUUAAAAUUGUUCCUAGUUUAGCCGGUGAAUAUGUUUGGGGCUAAGACCACGAGCCUAUUGUUGGGAAAAAUGAACGUUUUCUCAUGUUUCCAUCCGAUGACCAGGCAACUCCAAUUGCGACGUGGCUUCAGGGUAGCUGUUAUUGGCGCUGCCGGAGGCAUUGGCCAGCCUCUGUCACUGCUCUUGAUGAAAGACCAAAGGAUUAAGGAGCUCAGGCUGCACGACGUUCAAAAUGUGAAAGGUGUGGCCGCAGACUUGUCUCAUGUCUCCUCACCGGUUAGUGUACAGGCCAUGCAAGGACCUGACCAGAUAGAGAAGGCUGUUGAGUGCUGUGACGUGGUUGUGAUUACUGCCGGCCUGGCGCGUAAGCCAGGUAUGACCCGCGAACAGCUAUUCGAGGUGAAUGCGACCAUCGUUUGCGGUGCAGUGUCUGCAAUUGCCAAAAAGUCCCCGGAGGCCAUGAUAGUGAUUGUCACUAAUCCCGUCAAUUCAAUAGUACCUAUGGCCGCCGAGGUUCUUAAACGUAAUAAUACUUACGAUCCAAAGCGAUUGUUCGGUGUUACCACGCUAGAUUGUGUGCGUGCCGAGCGAUUUAUUGGUGAAUUUCUGAAUAUCAGUCCCACUAUGGUGAAAAUACCUGUUAUUGGUGGACAUGCAGGUACAACAAUUUUGCCCAUUAUGUCACAGUGCAAGCCACCCAUGAAGGCUGGUAGGGAGUGCAUUGCAUCUAUAAUCAAGCGCGUCCAGACCGGCGGCGAAGAGAUAAUUCAGGCCAAGGAAGGCAAAGGAUCUGCCACCCUAUCCAUGGCCUUUUCGGCGAAUCGUUUCGUAGACGUUUUGUUUAGAGGUCUCAGCGGUGAGAAAACACCGAUUGAGCCCGCCUACGUUGAAUCCUCUGUGACGGAUGCCUGUUUUUUUGCAACGCCUCUCAGCUUUGGUCCCAAAGGCAUCGCUACGAACCACGGAUUGCCCCGUCUUGAUAAAAGCGAAGAGGACGCCAUGAAAGUGGCGGUGAAAGAAUUGCAGCGGUCUAUACAGUUAGGAGUUGACUUUGUGAAAAAGUAAACUCAAUUUUAGAAAUAUAUAUAUUAUAACUUUGCUC
Messenger RNA from Drosophila hydei, 1219 nucleotides. RefSeq names its product malate dehydrogenase, mitochondrial-like. Gene Ontology annotation, molecular function: L-malate dehydrogenase (NAD+) activity. Gene Ontology annotation, biological process: malate metabolic process; tricarboxylic acid cycle. The record is from RefSeq and is a predicted model, not a curated record. NCBI's taxonomy places the organism in Eukaryota, Metazoa, Arthropoda, Insecta, Diptera, Drosophilidae. The transcript is spliced from 2 exons. Gene Ontology annotation, cellular component: mitochondrion; cytoplasm. Bases 148 to 1182 code for a protein of 344 amino acids.